Molecule: messenger RNA, 2833 nt
Organism: Phacochoerus africanus (Common warthog)
Lineage: Eukaryota; Metazoa; Chordata; Mammalia; Artiodactyla; Suidae
Gene: LYN
Product: LYN proto-oncogene, Src family tyrosine kinase
Exons: 13
Coding region: 103-1641 (512 amino acids)
Biological process (GO): cell differentiation; innate immune response; cell surface receptor protein tyrosine kinase signaling pathway
Cellular component (GO): extrinsic component of cytoplasmic side of plasma membrane
Molecular function (GO): non-membrane spanning protein tyrosine kinase activity; signaling receptor binding; ATP binding
Source: RefSeq, a predicted model, not a curated record
CUCCCGCCCCGCCGGGCCGCCCCGUCGCGCCCCCAGCUCUGACCGCGGCCACCGUGGAGCGCCGCCGCCGCCGCCCCGCGACUUGCACCCGGAGCUGGAACUAUGGGAUGUAUAAAAUCAAAAAGGAAAGACAAUCUGAAUGACGAUGGAGUAGAUUUGAAGACUCAACCAGUACGUAAUACUGACCGCACUAUUUAUGUGAGAGAUCCAACGUCCAAUAAACAGCAAAGGCCAGUGGCAGACUCUCAGCUUUUACCAGGACAGAGGUUUCAAACCAAAGAUCCCGAGGAGCAAGGAGACAUCGUGGUGGCUUUGUACCCCUAUGAUGGCAUCCACCCGGAUGACUUGUCAUUCAAGAAAGGGGAGAAGAUGAAAGUCCUGGAGGAGCACGGAGAGUGGUGGAAAGCGAAAUCCCUUUCAACCAAGAGAGAAGGCUUCAUCCCCAGCAACUACGUGGCCAAAGUCAACACCUUGGAAACAGAAGAGUGGUUUUUCAAGGACAUAACCAGGAAAGAUGCUGAAAGGCAGCUUUUGGCGCCAGGGAACAGCCCCGGAGCUUUUCUUAUCAGAGAAAGUGAAACAUUAAAAGGAAGUUACUCUCUGUCGGUCAGAGAUUACGACCCGGUGCAUGGAGAUGUUAUUAAGCACUACAAAAUCAGAAGCCUGGACAAUGGGGGUUAUUACAUCUCCCCACGAAUCACUUUUCCUUGUAUCAGUGACAUGAUUAAGUAUUACCAAAAGCAGUCGGAUGGCUUGUGCAGAAGAUUGGAGAAGGCGUGCAUUAGCCCCAAACCACAGAAGCCAUGGGACAAAGAUGCGUGGGAGAUCCCCCGGGAGUCCAUUAAGCUGGUGAAGAGGCUCGGCGCUGGGCAGUUUGGGGAAGUCUGGAUGGGUUACUACAACAAUAGCACCAAAGUGGCUGUGAAAACCCUGAAGCCAGGCACGAUGUCGGUGCAGGCCUUCCUGGAGGAGGCCAACCUCAUGAAGACUCUGCAGCACGACAAGCUGGUGAGGCUGUACGCCGUGGUCACCAAGGAGGAGCCCAUCUACAUCAUCACCGAGUACAUGGCCAAGGGCAGCUUGCUGGACUUCCUGAAGAGCGACGAAGGGGGCAAAGUGCUGCUUCCGAAGCUGAUUGACUUCUCUGCUCAGAUCGCAGAGGGAAUGGCUUACAUCGAGAGAAAGAACUACAUUCACCGGGACCUUCGAGCUGCCAACGUCCUGGUCUCCGAGUCCCUCAUGUGCAAAAUCGCAGAUUUUGGCCUCGCCCGCGUCAUUGAAGAUAACGAGUACACAGCGAGGGAAGGUGCUAAAUUCCCCAUUAAGUGGACGGCUCCAGAGGCCAUCAACUUCGGAUGCUUCACUAUUAAAUCUGACGUGUGGUCCUUCGGAAUCCUGCUGUAUGAGAUCGUCACCUACGGGAAGAUUCCCUACCCAGGGAGAACUAACGCGGACGUGAUGGCCGCCCUGUCACAGGGCUACAGGAUGCCCCGUAUGGAGAACUGCCCCGAUGAGCUCUAUGACAUCAUGAAGAUGUGCUGGAAAGAGAAGGCGGAGGAGAGGCCCACCUUCGACUACCUGCAGAGCGUCCUGGACGACUUCUACACGGCCACCGAGGGCCAGUACCAGCAGCAGCCCUAGCGCGGGGACUCGGCCACUCCCGGGACGGCGGCCUCCUCCACCAGGAACAGAGAGCAGCCCCUGGUCCUCGGUUCAUUUCCUGAGCUGGGGGCACCUGCCGUCCCUGCUUCCCUCACGUGAGGCGAAGCUACUCAGGAAGAACUCUCUCCACGGGAAAGGAUUCUCCUCUCGGGCCAGGGCCUGCCAGGGUGCCCCCCGAGAGCAGACUGGCUCGGCUGGACCCACAUCUGGGCACAGGCUUCUGAGGAGAAAGCACCAGACCCACCCAAGGGCGCCCCGGUCAGCUCUUGUUGACAAGAGGCUGUGCUCCCCCCAGGUUCAGAGACCCGUCCAGUAAACCCCCGUUAGGAGAGAACUAAACUCACUGAUCAGCAUCAAAUAACCUGAUACCUUUUAUGACACUUUUUUGUAUUUUCUCUGUGCUUUAGCUUAUGUGUUAAAAACAAAAAAUUACUAAUCUCUGUUAGAGUUUGCAAAAGUGACGUCCGGAGCUUUGGUGUCUUUCCCAGAUUUCAGUCCGAGACUGUUAAACAUUGCCCAUGGCGGAGACCAGCCUGGAACCCCAGCCGGGAAGAAGCGUCCUCUGCAAGUGGGCAGGGCUGCCGUGCUAAGUGACACGGCCCGCCCCAAGCCACUGGGGCCUCUGCCCAGACCCCCCUGACCCUGCCCCGGAAAAGAGCUGCAGAAACUACUCGGCCGUUAAGAAGAAAGAUUUUUAAAGGUCCAGCUUUUCAAUUCCACACUUUUCCGUAUAUGGACUUUUUUGGACCAUGUAGUUUGGAAGAUUUUAAUCCCUGCAGAACAUUCUAGGACCUUACAAAACAUGAGCAUUUUCUUUAUUGCUUCCAGUGAUUUUGAACAUUAUUUUAAUGAUCAAAUAUUAAUUUUAGUCAUACUCUAGAAAGUCAACGUGCCAUAUUUGAGGGCACUUUUGUGAUUCAGCAAUCUUUUCUAAAUUGUGUGACGUGUAUGUGAGACUAUUUAUAUGAGGAAAUGAAGGGAAAGAAAUGAGUAGGGGGCUCAUUACCGAGCCCCUGGAGCAGGGACCACGAGAGGUUUUUCUAUUACAUUUUUCUACUCUAAGCUUUGAAUGGAGAUGCUCUGUCACAUGUUCCACUUAUGCUUUGUGUAUAUACCUAAUAUUUCUAUUUUUUGAUUUUAUUUUAAUACACCUGGCCCAAUAACAUCUCAA